CCCUCCCCACUCCAGCCGAAGGGGAGGGGGAAGAGAUGAGCCUCGCAUUGUUCCCCUGGUAGGCGACUCCUCCCGGGCCAUGGGCUCCUCGCCUUUGUUCCCCGCGUGAGCCAGCCCUUUCCGAGCGCCCCCUUCUCGGCACCCGAGGCCAAGCGAGGAACCCUGCCGGGGCGACAUGGACGUGACCAUUUCCGAACUCCUGGAGCUCCUUCUGCAGAGCCCCUUGGUGACCUGGGUGAAAACGUUUGGACCAUUAGGGAAUGGUAACGAAGAAAAGCUCGCAAUGUACAUGGAUCUAGUAGAUGGAGUCUUCCUGAACAAAAUAAUGUUGCAAGUAGAUCCACGGCCAACAAACCAGCGUGUCAAUGAACCUGUCAACAAUGAUAUCAACCUCCGGAUUCAAAACCUCACUAUCUUGGUCAGAAACAUCAAGACCUAUUAUCAGGAGGUCCUCCAGCAACUUAUCAUAAUGAAUUUGCCAAAUGUCUUGAUAGUUGGCAAAGAUCCUCUGUCUGGUAAAAGUAUGGAUGAAAUUAAAAAGCUGCUUCUGUUGGUGUUGGGUUGUGCCGUGCAGUGUGAAAGAAAAGAAGAAUUCAUUGAAAAGAUAAAACAACUAGAUAUUGAAACUCAGGCUGCAAUUGUUUCACACAUCCAAGAGGUAACACAUAAUCAGGAGAAUGUAUUCGACUUACAGUGGCUAGAGCUCCCAGAUAUGGCCCCAGAAGAGCUAGAGUCUCUCUCCAGAAAUAUGGUUUUCCAUCUGAAGAGGCUGAUUGAUGAGAGAGAUGAAUGCACAGAGUUAAUUGUAGAUCUCACUCAGGAGAGAGAUUACCUACAAUCCCAACAGCCACCAAGUCCUCUGAAAACCUCAAGUCCAGCCUCUUCCCCUAGUCCAGCCAGCCGCCUCUCCAAUGAGGACAAACAGCAUCUAUCUGUGGAGCUUGCAGACACAAAGGCUAAACUAAGGAGGAUCAGACAAGAGCUGGAAGAAAAAUCAGAGCAACUUGUUGACACUAGGCAUGAAGUGGAUGAGCUAGUCCUGGAGCUGCAGAAAAUAAAGCAGGAGAACAUUAACCUCAUGGCAGAUGCCCGCUCUGCUCGGGCCUAUAGAGAUGAAUUGGAUUCCUUAAGAGAAAAAGCAAACAGAGUGGAGAGACUUGAGAUGGAGCUGGUCCGGUGUAAAGAAAAACUGCAUGACGUGGAUUUCUACAAGGCACGAAUGGAGGAGCUUAGAGAAGAUAACAUCAUAUUGAUUGAGACGAAGACAAUGCUAGAAGAGCAGUUGAUGAUCGCAAGAGCUCGUGGUGAUAAAUUGCAUGAACUUGAAAAGGAGAACUUGCAGUUGAAAUCCAAACUUCAUGAUAUAGAACUGGACAGGGAUACCGACAAAAAGAGAAUUGAAGAGCUGCUGGAAGAGAAUAUGGUGUUGGAGAUUGCUCAGAAGCAAAGCAUGAAUGAGUCUGUCCACCUGGGCCGGGAACUGGAGCAGCUGUCGAAGAGCACCGAUCUCUCAGAUACAAGGAAAUCUUUUGUCUUUGAACUGAACGAAUGUGCAUCGAGUCGCAUCUUGAAGCUUGAAAAGGAUAACCAGAGCCUGCAAAACGUCAUCCAGGAGCUCAGGGAUGCAUCUGUAACAACUGAAGAGAAUAGCCUUAAAUUUGUGGAACUGCAAAAUGAGAACCAACAGCUUGGCCAAAAGAUCGAGAAGCUGCAGAACCAGAUUGAAAGAGAGAAGCAAAGUAACCAAGACAUGGAGACUUUAAGUGAGGAGCUCCUCAGAGAGAAGGAAGAGCUUCAGGGCAUGAUGGAGACCUUGAAGGCUGACAAAGAGAGACAGAUGAAAGACCUGGAAAAAGAAACGGACCAUCUCAAUCAAGUGGUUUUGUCUCUGAGGCAGAGGUCUCAAGUCAGUAGUGAGGCCAGAGUGAAAGACAUUGAACUGGAAAACAAAGUACUUCAUGAAACGGUUUCAGAAACCAGUAGCAAGCUCAGCAAGCUGGAGUUUGAGAAGAAGCAAUUGCAGAAGGAUUUUGAGCAGGUUAAAGAAAAAGUGGAAAGAGUAGAAGAAAUGGACAAAGAGCUUCACCGGUUGGAGAGAGAGAAUGAGCAGCUCACAAAGAAAGUUGCUGCCAUGAAAAUUACUACAGAGAAAGUGGAGGUUCUUGAGCAAGAAAACGGGGAUCUUGAAGUAGAGAACCGGAAGCUAAAAAAAUCUCUAGAUACCUUACACAAUGUUUCUGUCCGGCUGGAAAGCUUGGAAAAAGACAACAAGGAGCUAGAUGAGGAGAACCUGGAACUUAGGAGAAUGGUAGAGGCAAUGCGUUUUACCAGUGCAAAAAUGACCCAGCUCGAGGCCGAAAAUAAAGAGCUGGAAAGGGAAAAGGAGGAACUUAGGAAAAAUGUGGAGAUGUUAAAAGUUCUGGUUAAGAAAUCGGAAAGAUUGGAGCUGAGUUACCAGAGUGUGAAUGCUGAGAACCAAAGACUCGAGCAGAUAUUAGAAAAUAGCAGUAAGAAAAUCCAGCAGUUGGAGAAAGAACUCCAAGGUGUUGAAAGUGACAAUCAAACCCUUCAGAGGAAAUUAGAGGAGCUGAGAGUCUCAAAUAAGCAGAUGGAGUGGUUGGAAAAGGAGAAGAAAUUGUUAGAGCAAGAAGUGUCCCAACUGGAUAAAGAUAAGAAGACGUUGGAGAAAGAGACGAAAAGGCUUUGGCAGCAGGUGGAGCUGAAAGAUGUUAGUUUGGAUGAGAACACUGUAAAACUAGCAGCAAUGGAGAAGGAAAAUAAAAUACUAGAAAGAGAACUUUCCAGAUUCAGAGACUUGUCCACUAAGAUGAAAGAAUUUGAAAAGGAGAAUAAAGACCUCCUUAAGCAAGUUACCAUUGAUAAGAGAACACUAGCGACAUUGAGAGAGGAUUUGGUUCUUGAGAAGUUAAAGAGCCAGAGGCUGUCUUGUGACAUGGACAAGCUGGACCAAGAACUGGAGAAGAUUGGAUUGAAUAAGGAGCUGCUCCUAGAAGAUGAUAAUGGCAACCAUGACAAGAAAUAUAAGAUCUUGGAAAGCAAAAGUGAAUGUGCUUUGAAGACCACAUUAGCUAAUAAAGAAGAGAAAAUCAUUUUAUUGGAGGCCCAAUUGCAAGAGUUCCUUAACUUAAAUCAGCAGUUGCGGGAUGAACUAAAUACGAUGAGGAGAAAGGACAUUGAAGUUCUCAAGCAGAAGCAAGAGGACGGAAUGCAUGUGCAAGAUUCAUUAAAGCAACCCAUUGAAAACUUUGUUUCCAGUCAUCAGACAAAGGAAAAGUGGGAAAAGGGUCACAAGGAAGCAACGAUGGAGCUUCUGAAAGUAAAAGACAGAGCUAUAGACCUGGAAAGGAAUAAUGCAGCCUUGCAUGCAGAAAAGCAGCUUCUUAAAGAACAGCUAAGGCAUUUGGAAACUCAGAACACCUCCUUCAACAAUCAGAUCCUGACACUACAAAAGCAAAAUGCCUGUCUUCAAGAGCACAACACUGCAAUGCAAAUGCAAACAGCCAAGCUCCAGGUAGAGAACUCAACCCUAAAUUCCCAGAGUGCCUCCUUGAUGGCCCAGAACACCCUACUCCAAAACCAGCAGCUGGCUAAGGAGAAUGAGUAUGACAACCUGCUGAAACACAAAGAGCAGCUCAAAACGGAGUACGAGUCCCUCCUUCAAGACCACGAGCACCUAGCAUCGCUGCAUGAGCGGCAGUCUACGGAAUAUGAAAAGUUGAUAAAACAGCACAGCUGCCUCAAAAUGCUGCACAAAAAUCUUGACCUGGAGCACAAAGAUCUGGGAGAAAGAUAUAACGGCUUGAUACAGCACAAAGCCAAAUUGGAAGAGCUGGAGAUGGUUUUAAAAACAGAAAAAGACUUUCUACAACAGGAAAAGAGAGCGAGCACAAUAGCGACUGCAGAGAACCAGAAGCUGAGAGAAGAACUGGAAAGGGUGAAUUUCUUACACAGCAAGCUCAAAGUAGAGUAUGAAGGGCUUCAUAUCCACACUAAGGAGUUGAAAACAUCUUUGAAUAAUUCCCAACUAGAACUGAAUCGUUGGCAAGCUCACUAUGAUGAGUUGAAGGAACAACACCAAAACAUGGACAUCUCCUUGACCAAACUGGACAACCACUGUGAGCUGCUCGCUCGACUAAAAGGAAACUUAGAAGAAGAGAAUCACCAUCUCCUAAGUCAGAUCCAGAUGCUGAGUCAGCAGAACCAAAUGUUGCUGGAGCAGAACAUGGAGAACAAGGAACAGUACCAUGAGGAACAGAAGCAAUAUAUUGAUAAACUAAAUGCCUUAAGGAGACACAAAGAAAAACUGGAGGAGAAAAUAAUGGAUCAGUAUAAGUUUUAUGAUCCAGCUCCAAAAAAGAAAAACCACUGGAUAGGAGCUAGAGCCUUGGUUAAACUCAUUAAGCCAAAGAAAGAGGCUGCAAGAGAACAGCUGAAAUCUUCAGCCGAGAGCCCUCCAUGGCCCUCCGAAAGCACAGACACUGCAGGGUCGCCAUCUCCUUCACAGCUGCCCAAGCAGCAGGAAAGUCUGGAGAACACCUCUGUAGAGUCCAACUCCAUGGAAGGUAGAGAACUUGAUAAUGGAUCUGCGGGCAAAGUGGAUUCAAAGCUGAAGAGGUUUUCUCAUUACGGAGGCAGCAGUGACCACAUUGAAAAUGCCACAGACUCUGCUAUCAAGCACUGCUCUAUGGAGCCAAGUUCCAGGAUGUACUCAGCCUCAGCCACCUACUUGGCCACCUCAAGUUCUACUCCCACCUCUAGACAACAAAACAGACCCAAAGGUCAUAAUUCAGAUGGUGAUCUGUGUGAAAACCUCCCUGAGGUAGAGCUUUCAAACAAGAAGCACAUUUCCAGGCCAAACAGCUUAGAGAAUAGUGAAAAUGCAUCCACCAGCAGCUCUCCUUUAAACUUGAAAGGAUCUUUUGACCGUAUUCGUGGCAGAUCAGAGAGUCUCAGCAGUGAAGAUAUGGCGCUGAGUAAAGACGUGCUUGGCUCAUCUAGAGAAGGCCUGUUUUGUCCCAUCUCUUCUACUAUUGGGGCCUCAAACACUAAGCCCAGCCCCUCCCUUGUUAGGAAUGGCUUGUUCUCAUACGAUAUACCUCAGAAAAGUAACCAAGCCCAGGUGCCGCCUGUCAGGCACCGAUCCGCCUCUCCGGGCAGUGAGAUGGUAACCUUGGAAGAAUUCCUGCAAGAAAGUAACAGACUUUCUCCCCUGAAUGAUCCAUCCAGUAGAGAUGACUUGUUGAGUGACUAUUUCAGAAAAGCAAAUGAGCCUCCAUCUGUUGGAAGUCAGGUUUCUCAGGCCAACAGGAAAGAGACAACCAAGACACCCACCAGCUAUGUCACUCCAACCGUAAAGAUGCCCAGCACUAAUGAAGACGGAAGGUCAACAAAGCCAGGCCAUUAUGUCAAACCAAACCUUAGGCCAACUGAAUCGGAGCUUCUGGCAAACUCCACAGGUUCCUACAAGCUGACUCAUGCAUCUCAAAAUCAGGCCAGCAGGGGAUCAAGGCAGGUGGCACAGGCUCAGCUGUGCAACAGCACGAGCAGGCAGAGCACAUCACUUAACCGUGCAUUCAGCUUGGCUUCAGCGGACCUCCUCAGAGCCACUGGCCCAGAGAUAUACAGGCGCUAUGAUAGCCUCCCGAAGCCUGUGACUGCAGAUAUCCAUAUGGGCAAGGACUCAGACAGCCAGACUCUCCAAGCUGCCAGCUCUCAGGUCUCCAUGCGAGAGAGGCCACAGUCUGCAAAGGUGGUGGGUUCUUUGCAAAGUGUUGAUUCUCGCUGUCGACAGCUUGAUGUUAGACGCCUGUCUCUAGCGCCUCCAAAAGAUGACAGGUCGCUCUUGUUGCCUCCAUUUUCUUACUCUCCCACCACAUCUAAGGAUGAUCUGAACUCUUUGCCGCAGGAACGAGCGAAAGGUGUGGAGCAGCACUAUUCCUCUCCACAGUAUGCUACAUCUAAAAUAAAAUCUAAGCCAGCGUUGCGGUCUGGGGAAGUGGCCACUGUGACUCCUGUCAGAGUUGUCUCUGGCAGCACCGAGGGGAGCAAUCCCCAAGCGCCAGGCGCAAAUGACACCUCCUUUGCCAAGUGCCAGAAUCGAUCACCUGAAAAUAAAAACCUGGCAGGGGGCACCGAAGAAGCAAACAGAGGGCUCAGUUCCAAGAACCCUCCAUCAUCACCAGAUCCCCAUGGUGAUCAGCAGACUGUUUGGUAUGAAUACGGCUGUGUGUGAUGGGUUCUUUCUCAUUCCCCUCCCCCCACAUUCCCCGAGAGAUGUAUAGUAUGUGCUUUACUACUGAAAACUGAGUGACUUUGGGAGUUAUGAUUUCUCUAAACGCAGAGCCGCCUGCAUAUUGUCUCAACUGUCUUCUAGAUGCUUACAGCAUAGAAGAAUAGAAAGCAUUGGUAUCGCUGAGGUGAAAGAUUGCCAAAUAUGGCUGCUCUUGUGCCUGCAAGACCACAUCAACAGCUUAAGCAUGCCCUCCAAUUCUUGCUCUCCCCCAAAUCCAGGAAUUAAUCCAGGAAUUAAAUUGAAUUUGCAAAAGCACAGAGAAUUGUAUCCAAUGUUAAUCUUCUGGGACUUAAAUUAGACUAACAUUGGAUACAACUCAGGGUACUCAUUGUUUUGCUUUUCUUGUUCACCCUCUGGCCCUGUAAUUUUGAUUGGAAAAGUGUGUGUGUGUGUGUGUGUGUGUGUGUGUGUACUGAACUCAAGCCUUAUUGAAAGUACAGCAGAACACACCUCUCCUUUUUAUUUUGCCAUGACAGGUUCUUUUUACUAAUCUUUAAGUCUCCUCCUGGGUCUGGUUCAAGAGCUGCUGCUUAAAAGUAGGAUGACUAAAAUGGCUAGUUUCUGCCUCGAUCUCGUGUUCUCGUGACCGUCAAAGUACAUUAGAGGCCUGUCAAAUGUUCUGGGGUUUUAUUUUGUUUUUGUUUGUUCUUUGCUGCCCCUACACUGUGGUGCAGUAGAGGUGCUGCCUUUUUAUAGAUAAAAAGAUAGAUAUGCUUAAUGUUUUAUGGAAAACACUGGAACUGAUGCACCUUUAAAUGGUGAAUCUCUAUGCACUAGACUGACAUGUUUACUAUUGCAUACAUUAAAUUACUUUGUGGUUCUGUUCGGUGCCUAGAGAAAACACCCUGUUAUUCUGCUUGUCUCCUAAUGUAUACAAUUGCUUGUAUCCUAAAUGAUGUACAGCAGAUUCAUUUGAUGACACUCAUGAAUCUGUACAACAGAUUCACGUGAUGCUGCAAUCCUCAAACUAGUUUGCCCAAGUUGAGCCUAUCUCAUCAAGUAGUUGAGGAUUUCAGUUCUAGCGUCUAACUUGAUCUUUAUAGAAACCAAAAUGCAUUUAUAAUGCACAUGAAAGAAAUGCUUUCUAUUAAAUCAUAUUUAUGCCCAUAUGAAGUCUUUUACACUUCAAUGAACUCCAUUGACUGCUUAUGUAUGUGUUUUUUUGUUGUUUUGCUUGUAAAGAGGUGUUUUCUUUGUAACAGAUUAACAAAAUUGUAAAACUUCUCUUGAUUUGUGACUUAUUAUAGUGAGAGAACACACAAUCUGUAACAAUUGCACACAACCAGUGACUGGUGUGUUUCAUAGUGUGUAGCAAUCACAUUGUAAGAAGAGCAAGUUUGUCUAUAAUAAAGCCUUUUUAAAACUACA
This is a messenger RNA of Elgaria multicarinata webbii, 7681 nucleotides long. It is a transcript of the gene CCDC88C, whose product is annotated as coiled-coil domain containing 88C. Gene Ontology annotation, molecular function: dynein light intermediate chain binding; microtubule binding. Lineage: Eukaryota; Metazoa; Chordata; Lepidosauria; Squamata; Anguidae. Gene Ontology annotation, cellular component: centrosome; cytoplasm. The transcript has 30 exons. The record is from RefSeq and is a predicted model, not a curated record. Gene Ontology annotation, biological process: cytoplasmic microtubule organization; cytoskeleton-dependent intracellular transport. Bases 176 to 6253 code for a protein of 2025 amino acids.